GAGAGAGACAGAGAGAGAGGGAGGAAUAGAGCGAGCCAGAGAGAGGAAUCCCCCUGUUCAAACAAAAGCAGUUGUCAGGGCGUGUGUCUGCCUGGCGGCUCUCUCAGCUCAGACAUAUCCGUGGCUGUGAUGCUGUAAACACAGCGGACUAUAUUCUUGCAUAUUUGAGAAAGGAGUGUCAAUUAUUUUUGUAUGGCUGCUUUUUCACAUUCGGCAUCACUCCAAUUGGAGGAGUUCAUCCCAAUCAACGUGAUUGAAACAUGCCUGCAGUUUUCCGGGAGAUACAUGUCCAUUCUAGUGGAGACAACUUGGCCACAAAUUGCCAAGGUGCUAUCAAGGGAAUCAUCUGCGGGGAUUUGGUGACGCGUUUGCAAUAUGACAGGCCAGGCCCUGAGGAAACCUGGCGACAGGGCUCCUGUGGAGGACAAUGCCGCCAUCUGCAUCAACGUGGGUGGCUUUAAGAAGCGUCUCCACACAGACACGCUGUCUCGGUUUCCAGAGACACGGCUGGCGCGCCUUCUCCAAUGCCGGUCCAAGGAGUCCAUACUGGAGCUGUGUGACGACUACGAUGAUGCAGAAAAAGAGUUUUACUUUGACAGGAAUCCCGCACUUUUCCCCUACGUGUUGAAUUUUUACAACACGGGCCGGCUGCACGUCAUGGCCGAGCUGUGCAUCUUCUCUUUCAGCCAGGAGAUCGAGUACUGGGGCAUUAACGAGUUUUUUCUCGACUCCUGCUGCAGCGGCGCCUACCACUGUCGGAAAAUGGACCAGGACCGAGAGGAGUGGGAGGACAGGAGUGACGAAGGAAGCACCGCAUCCUCAUUCGACGAGCUGUUGGAGUUUUACAACGAUGCCUCCAAAUUUGACAAGCAGCCAUUGGGGAGCACCCGCAGGCGCGUUUGGUUGAUGCUGGACAACCCGGGCUACUCGGUGGCCAGCCGCGUUAUCAGUGUCUUCUCGAUCCUGGUAGUGCUCGGCUCCAUUGCCACUAUGUGCAUGAACAGCAUGAGCGAGUUCAGCCUCUCGGACGCUCAGGGGCAGCCCACGGAGGACCCCCGCUUUGAGAUUGUGGAACACUUGGGCAUUGCUUGGUUCACACUCGAGCUGGUGGCCAGGUUCGCGGCGGCCCCGGACGUUGUGCACUUCUUCGAGCUCCCGUUGAACCUGAUCGACUUGGUAUCCAUACUUCCCUUUUACUUGACACUCGUCAUCAACCUGGUGGUGGAGAGCAGUCCGGCGCUGGCCAACCUGGGCCGCGUCGCUCAAGUGUUGAGGCUCAUGAGGAUUUUCCGCAUCCUGAAGCUGGCGCGCCACUCGACCGGGCUGCGCUCCCUGGGGGCCACCUUGAGAAACAGCUACAAGGAAGUUGGCCUGCUGCUUCUCUAUCUUGCGGUUGGGGUGUCGUUCUUCUCUGUCAUGGCCUACACGGUUGAGAACGAAGACAGCGAGGACCUGUCCACCAUUCCAGCGUGCUGGUGGUGGGCCACGGUCAGCAUGACCACCGUGGGUUACGGGGACGUGGUGCCCUUGUCUAUAGCGGGCAAGCUGACAGCUUCAGCCUGCAUCCUGGCGGGGAUUUUAGUUGUAGUGCUUCCGAUCACACUCAUUUUUAAUAAAUUCUCCCUGUUUUACAAGAGACAAAAACAGCUGGAGAUUGCAAUGCGAAGCUGCGACUUCGAUGAAGGCAUCAAAGAGGUGCCUUCAGUCAACCUGAGGAACUAUUAUGCGCACAAAGUCAAGUCUCUUAUGGCCAGCUUGUCAAACAUGAGCCGGAGUUCACCCAGCGAGCACAGUCUGAAUGAGUCUAUACACUGAGGGUGGUCCUUCGGGUGCCUGCGUGAGGACCCCGACCGGGAACCGAAGCAUUCGGCGUCAAAGUCCGAUUAACUUCCAUCUUGCAACCCAAGGGUUGUGGGAAAUUUGAAACACUAUCCAUGGGGAGUUGAAUCUGUUUUGAAAUUAUAAUCGGAAUUGAUAGGAAUGAAGUGGAACUUUGAGAUCAUUUAAAAAUGAUGAAUUUCACGCAAUAAUAACAAAGAACAUUUGUUUUAGAUGUUUUUGUUAUCAGUCCUUUACAGGAUAUUGCUGGUAUAUGUUUCCUCAGCUCAAAUCCUAAAAAAAUAAAUAAACCCAGUGAAGUCGGUGUGAGGAGAUCUGCCCUGGAGUUUUGAGGUUUUGGGUUUGACUCUUGGCUUCAGUCUCUCUGUGUGGAUUCUGCAUGUUUUACGUGUGCUUGUGUGGCUUUUCUCUGGGUACUCCAGUUUCCACAUUCCCAAAACAUUAAUGGCGGGUAGGUUAAAUGAAAAAUUGAAAUUGUCUGCAGGUGUCAAUAUGAGUCUCAGUGGUCUUUUGUCUAUACAUUAUGUGCCUUGUGAUUGGCUGGCGAUCAUUUCACUCAAAGCCAGCUGGGAUGAGCUCAAAAUCACCAUUAACCUUAGGAGGAAACGUGGCAUAUACAGUAAAACUAAUGCAUUUCAAAUAAGCAUUUUGUUUGUUGGGAGAAAUCUUUUAAUUUUCAGUCCUUUGUAGGAAAUUGCUGUGUUGCACCGGAUACACCAUAGUAAGCAUAAAAGUAGAAGUGUUAAUUAAAAUAUGCUUAAAUAUUUUCCAUGCAAUCACAUGAAGUUGUACAACAUCGGACCAGAGCAAGUGUGCGUGAUGAUCAAAAAAAUUUUGUGCACUGUUACCUUCCGAAAACAAGUCAUGUUUAGUACUGAAUAUAAUAUAUUUGAACAACAUAUUUUCAGGGGUAGAAUUGCAUGAUCUGUUUAAGUGAGGAUGACCGAGGUGGCCAGCAACAUGCUUGCAUGAUUUAUCCAAGAAUAUAAUUUUUAUCAAAAAAAUGACAAAGGGUCUUAUUUUGGGAAGGGGAAGAUACGGUGUACUGUAUUCAUAGAAAUAUAGAUACUCUCAUACUACAUGCUGUUUUCUCAUAAGAAUGAAUAGAAAUAUAUACAUUUUAAGUGGCUAUAAUACAUCAAAAUUACAUUAUUUGUAUGAAUAAGAACAGCAAUAUCUCUCUAUCUCUAUAUCUCUCUCUAUAUAUACUGUAUGUAUAUAUAUAUAUAUAUAUAUAUAUAUAUAUAUAUAUAUAUAUUUCUCCAUGAAAAAUAUCCAACUUCAAUUUUUUUUUUACCCUACCUAUGCCUCUCUGUAGCUGCGUGCAAUAAUCUUUGUGUCAGAUCUGAGUGGAAAUAACAGCAAAUUUAGUGGUGUCAGAGCAUGUCAUCCCAUCGUGCACAAACAGCAUUUGACAAAAACAUGAAAUGAAAAAGACAAAUGAUGCCGUGGUCAUUUUUGGUCUAAGACGGUGUACGUAAUGCAGCCUCCACCUGCUUGUUAUUAAAUCUGAAGUAAGCUCUAAAAGGUGUGAUUUUUAGGAAGAGACAAAUGUGAACUUGUGAUUUUGCAACAUUGUUACUUCACACGUGUGUGUCAUGCAAAGUGAAUUAAACAAGAAAUACAUUUAA
Molecule: messenger RNA, 3470 nt
Organism: Hippocampus zosterae (dwarf seahorse)
Lineage: Eukaryota; Metazoa; Chordata; Actinopteri; Syngnathiformes; Syngnathidae
Product: potassium voltage-gated channel subfamily S member 2-like
Exons: 2
Coding region: 376-1815 (479 amino acids)
Biological process (GO): protein homooligomerization; regulation of delayed rectifier potassium channel activity; potassium ion transmembrane transport
Cellular component (GO): membrane; voltage-gated potassium channel complex
Molecular function (GO): voltage-gated potassium channel activity; protein binding
Source: RefSeq, a predicted model, not a curated record